AUGGCAGCGAUUAUCGAUAGUAAGUUGUCUUGCCCUGACCACGAAGAAGCGGAUACAAAGAUAGCACUUCUUGCUUGCCAACAAAAAGAAGAUUCUACUAUUACUAUUAGAACAUCGGAUACUGAUAUUUUGGUGAUCAUGUUGGUAAAUAUGGAACACCUGCAAGCAACAGUAGAAAUCUGGAUGGAUCUUGGAAUUGGCAAUGCAUGCCGAUACAUCGAUGUAUCCGCUCUCUACAAUAAACUUGGCCCAAAAAUUUUCAAGGCACUUCCAGGUUUGCAUGCAUUCACUGGUUGCUAUUUCAACCCAGCAUUUUACCGACGAGGGAAAAAACCUUUACAGUUUCUGAUGACUUCUGAAACUUUUCAAAAUGCAUUUCUGGGUUUGGGAUCAAAGGAGCACAAUGUGCAGGAUUCGUUUCACAUUAUACAGUCUUAUACUUGCCACCUGUACGGGUUAAAGAAGUUAAGUGAUAUAAAUCAAGCCAGAAUUGUUGUCUUCAAUAAGACGUUCAAGGUGAAAAACAAAUCUCAACCCUUCUCCUAG
Molecule: messenger RNA, 546 nt
Organism: Parnassius apollo (apollo)
Lineage: Eukaryota; Metazoa; Arthropoda; Insecta; Lepidoptera; Papilionidae
Source: the annotation of a GenBank genome assembly